Molecule: messenger RNA, 856 nt
Organism: Eleginops maclovinus (Patagonian blennie)
Lineage: Eukaryota; Metazoa; Chordata; Actinopteri; Perciformes; Eleginopidae
Gene: grcc10
Product: gene rich cluster, C10 gene
Exons: 4
Coding region: 93-461 (122 amino acids)
Biological process (GO): post-embryonic development
Source: RefSeq, a predicted model, not a curated record
UCGUAAAGAAAGCUUUCAAAUGUCGUAAAAAGUGUCAUUUUCCAGCUAGAUUUCCCAGGUCUGCUACUAGCUACAUUUCCAUUAUCAGUGAAAUGGCCUCAGCUCCAGCACAGCAGCCCACCCUCACUGUUGAGCAGACCAGAGUGGUACUGAGUGAAGUGAUCCAGGCCUUCUCGGUGCCAGAGAACGCUGCGAGGAUGGAGGAAGCUCGAGAAAGUGCCUGCAACGACAUGGGCAAGAUGCUGCAGCUGGUGCUCCCUGUGUCCACCCAGAUCCAACAAGAAGUCAUCAAGGCAUACGGCUUCAACAACGAAGGAGAGGGUGUCUUAAAGUUUGCCCGAUUGGUGAAGAUGUAUGAAACCCAGGACCCUGAGAUUGCAGCCAUGUCCGUUAAACUGAAGUCUCUACUCCUGCCUCCGCUGUCAACACCACCUAUAGGAGGCGCCAUUCCAUCCUCAUAAAACUUUUAUACAUUCAUUUGACAAAUGCAAGGUUAUUUUCAUCAAAUGCUUUGGAUCAACACAGUAAAUGUAGUUCAAAAUCUUGUCCAUCAUCUACUUCAGAAAUAAUGGAACGAUUAGCUUCAACUCAAUACACUAACAUGUUUUAAUAGAUGGAACAUUUCGCUCCAUUAUGAUUUCAUUUAAAAACAUCCUUGCAAAACCUUUUUAAAUUAUUGCUUUUUAAAUGUUUCAAUAUUUAUUUGUUACAUUAUGAGUAUUUCCUUAUGCCACCUAACCUUAAAAAAUGUUUCCAUUAAUGCCACUUUUGUAUAUGAUUUUAGUACCAUUUUUAUAUGCUGUCAGGAAUAUCGAAUGUCAUUAUUUUUGUUGUAUAUUAAAGUCUUUUCUGUGAA